AUGUCGUCCAUCGAGUCAACAACAGAAUCGUCCAGCUCUGCAUCAUCUCAGGAUUCCAAGCAAAAGCUAGACAGUGGUUCCAAACAGAAGCCUGAACAUCUAUGUAUACGGCCGCUCACAAUCUACGACUGGCAGCAAGUGAUGGAGUUAGAGGCCCAGGGAUUCCCCGAACACGAGAGAUGCUCCGAGGAGAAAAUCAAGUACCGUCUCACAGUGUGUCCGGAGCUGUGUUCAGGACUUUUUGUGAGGGAGUUCGAGGAGAACGCCGCGCAAAACGACAGUCCUCCUCCGCGUUCUACCAUCGUGAAAGAAAAGCUUAUUGGACACAUUCUAGCCACCAAGACUUACGAUUCCACCAUCACGGAACGGUCUAUGGCGAUUCCGAAGGACGAAAACGAUUCCCAGAGCGGCCACGUCGAGAAUAGCCGCACCAUCGGCAUCCAUGCCGUGGUGAUCGACAGCCAGUACCGCGGAUUGAAACUGGGGUCUCUAUUGAUCAAGGACUACCUGCAGAAACUGAACCAACAGUAUGUGGCAGACAAGGUGGUUCUACUGGCCAAGGCUCAGGUGACGCCGUUUUACCGCGGGCUGGGCUUCGUGGACGACGGCGUGAGCUCUUGUCGGUUCGCGGGCGAGGAAUGGCAUGAUAUGCAUUGUGAUCUUACACACGAAGACGAGGACGAAGACAUGUAACAGUGUUUGUGGAAUUCUAUUAGAAGUAUGGGUCGAACAGCCUUUUGAGCCAGUGAUUGCGGAACACUCUCAUACCGUACGAAGAGCCGGCUUCGAAGUCGCCACGCAGUCGCGCUUUGACAAAGUUGCGCUCCACUAUUUCAAGACGUCGUUUGUAGAUGGUGAAACUAAUAAUUGCGUACGCCAGUCCUAUGAUCAGGUCCAGCCGCCAAUGGUGGUCCAGAUACAUCGUGGCCCACCACUGUAAAAUGACAAACACGAACAUACCAACUUUUGGGAACCGCCAUUUGGUGUAGAACGCGAUGAAAAACAUGCAUUGGACCGCCAUCGCCGAGUGCAACGACGGAAUGGCUCCGAACACGAUCGGGCUCUUAUGGAACCCUUUGGAGUUGAGAUGUGUGCCGAGCGCGACAUCCACACGAGUCAGGCCGGCCGCGUAUCCGGGCAUAUCGUAGUUCGCGGCGGCGUCCUCCCCGUACAAGUGGAUGAACCACGGAGGAGCAUUUGGAAAGAGCAUGUGAGUGAUGACGCCGGCGAUGUUUUGCGUGCCAAGGGCAAAGGAAAACCAUUUAACCGCGCCAGGUGCCUGGAAAACAUAGAGAUAGAUUGCUGUGAACAGCGGCGCAAAAAAAUGGAACAGGACGUAUGAGACCCACGCCAGCAAGUCCCGUAUGGUAGUUUGAGGAUAAAUUAGCGCGUGAUCGAUGUUCAGGAUUGGCCAGCACAGCGCUAGAAUGAGAACGGGGGCUGAAUAGAUGCAGGAGAGAGGGAGGUAGGUUGGCUGGGACGACGACGUGAGAGGCAGAUCUGUCGAGGAUCUUCUGGACCCGCUAGAGCCACUGGAUCCCUCCGAAAUGGUGCCUGUUUGCGACAGAUGUGUCAUUUCGACGUUAUUGUCGAGCUGAUUUUCUUCGUCGUUUUUCGUCGAACUCACGAGCACGUGUUCCUCCUGGCCCGACUCAAAGUGGGCACGGUGCGGCACUUGGUAUAGAUAGCUCCAAAGCAGAUAUGAACACGUGAAUAUCAGAAGGAAGGACACCCAGGCAGAGAGUCUGUUGGGGUCAAACACGAAUGAGUCCAGCGACAUGGCCAGUUUCACGUGGAUCGUGGGCCGGAUCUCGUUCGGGACAAUUCCGGCGUUCUUGAACAUCAGCAACCAUAUAAAUACAGGCGAGAAGUUGAGUGCAAAAUUCAGGAUGAGGCCAAAAAUUGAUCUCUUGUUCAAAGCCUGGCUUAGCAUAUGUUUUGCCAGCUGGAACAAGAGUAAGGGUAAUCGAGGAAUGAGCGAUACGGAAGACAUGACUAUGUGGUUCGCAUGUAAUUCCGAC
Messenger RNA from Ogataea polymorpha, 2021 nucleotides. RefSeq lists its product as uncharacterized. Gene Ontology annotation, cellular component: cytoplasm. Gene Ontology annotation, molecular function: aralkylamine N-acetyltransferase activity. The record is from RefSeq and is a predicted model, not a curated record. NCBI's taxonomy places the organism in Eukaryota, Fungi, Ascomycota, Pichiomycetes, Pichiales, Pichiaceae. The coding region runs from base 1 to 693 and encodes 230 amino acids. The transcript has a single exon.